Messenger RNA from Ahaetulla prasina, 3147 nucleotides. RefSeq names its product OPA1 mitochondrial dynamin like GTPase (gene OPA1). Lineage: Eukaryota; Metazoa; Chordata; Lepidosauria; Squamata; Colubridae. The record is from RefSeq and is a predicted model, not a curated record. Bases 61 to 3135 code for a protein of 1024 amino acids. Gene Ontology annotation, molecular function: microtubule binding; GTPase activity; GTP binding. Gene Ontology annotation, cellular component: mitochondrial membrane; microtubule; cytoplasm. The transcript is spliced from 30 exons. Gene Ontology annotation, biological process: mitochondrial fusion.
GGAAGUGGCUGAAGGGCGAGGAGGCGGUGGCGAAGGACCGGCCGGGCCGGGCGGCGCAGGAUGUGGAGGGCCCGCGCGGCGGCGGCGGCGGCCUGUGCUGCCUGUCAGAACUUGACCAAUGGGACCUACAGAGCGAGAGGGAAGCUGCCGCUGCAGAAACUGCAUCUUAUUUCACGAAAAACUCAUCAUUCCUGCCCUCCCAUUUCCAAGUUACCAAGGCUUCGGUCAUGGACCUCGGCACUGCAGUACUCCACCCUCGGUCGCCUUCCCUUGCGCAACUCCAGGCUGCUGCUUGUAAAGUUUGGCCUCCAGCCUUCUAGGAACUUUUGGCUUGCUCGGGUGGCCUCCAGACUGCUGCGGCUGCGCUACCUCGUGCUGGGUUCUGCGGUGGGCGGCGGCUACACGGCCCAAAAGACCUACAACCAAUGGAAGGAUUCUUUGCCUGACCUCAGUGAAUACAAAUGGAUCGUUCCUGACUUCCUUUGGGAAAUUGACGAGUACAUCGACUUCGAGAAACUUAAAAAGGCUCUUCCAGAUUCCGAAGAGCUGGCCAAGCUCAUGCCUGACUUCCACAAGAUCAGCGAGACCUUCAGCUCCUUCUCCGGUUUCUUCACACCUGGUUACAAUUUGGUUAAUGAAGUCAUAGGAGCUUCUGAUCUACUCUUGUUAGGUUCUUCGGGGGACUCGGCCUUCAGAGCCACUGACCAGGGAGGCGAGAGUGACAAGCAGCACAAGAAGGGUCUCCUGGGCGAGCUCAUUCUCUUGCAGCAGCAAAUCCAGCAGCACGAAGAGGAUGUCCGCAGGGCCGCUGACCAAUUUGGGCCAGGCUCCUCCUCCUCCUCCUCCUCCUCCUCCUCCCAGCAGAAGCGCAAGGUUUCUGAUAAAGAAAAGGUCGAUCAACUUCAGGAAGAAUUACUACGAACGCAGCUGAAAUACCAACGGAUGCUUGAGCGUCUAGAGAAAGAGAACAAAGAGCUGAGGAAGAUAGUCCUGCAGAAGGACGAGAAAGGCAUUCAUCAGAGGAAGGUGAAGAAAUCUUUGAUUGACAUGUACUCUGAAGUCCUGGACACUCUGUCAGACUACGAUGCUAGCUACAAUACCCACGACCACUUGCCUCGGGUAGUUGUGGUGGGAGAUCAGAGUGCUGGCAAAACCAGCGUGCUGGAAAUGAUCGCUCAAGCCCGGAUCUUCCCUCGGGGCUCAGGAGAAAUGAUGACACGCUCACCAGUCAAGGUCACCCUCAGCGAAGGUCCCCACCAUGUGGCCGUAUUCAAGGACAGUUCUCGCGAGUUCGAUUUGAACAAGGAGGAAGAUCUGGCGGCUUUGCGGCACGAGAUCGAGAUCCGGAUGAAGAAGAGCGUGGGCAGCGGCUGCACCGUCAGCUCGGAGACCAUCUCGCUCAGUGUCAAGGGUCCUGGCUUGCAGAGGAUGGUGCUGGUCGAUUUGCCCGGCGUCAUCAGUACGGUGACAUCGGGGAUGGCGGCAAACACCAAAGACCUCAUCUUCAGCAUCAGCAAAGCCUACAUGCAGAACCCCAACGCCAUCAUCCUCUGCAUCCAAGAUGGGUCUGUAGAUGCAGAGCGCAGCAUCGUCACCGACCUGGUCAGCCAGAUGGACCCUCAGGGCAAGAGGACCAUCUUUGUGUUGACCAAAGUGGAUCUUGCGGAGAAGAAUGUGGCCAGUCCCAGCAGGAUUCAGCAGAUCAUCGAAGGCAAACUCUUCCCGAUGAAGGCUCUGGGGUAUUUUGCGGUGGUUACCGGAAAAGGGAACAGCAGUGAAAGCAUUGAAUCUAUUAGAGACUACGAAGAAGAAUUUUUCCAAAACUCCAAACUAUUGAAAAACUCCAUGCUGAAGCCCCACCAGGUGACCACGCGGAACCUCAGCCUGGCAGUGUCCGACUGUUUUUGGAAAAUGGUGCGUGAAUCGGUGGAGCAGCAGGCGGAUGCUUUCAAAGCAACCCGCUUUAAUUUGGAAACCGAGUGGAAGAACAACUACCCCCGCUUGCGAGAGCUGGACCGGAAUGAGCUGUUUGAAAAAGCCAAGAACGAAAUCCUUGACGAAGUCAUAAGCUUGAGCCAGGUGACCCCCAAGCACUGGGAGGAAAUUCUUCAGAAGACUUUAUGGGAGAGAGUUUCGACCCACGUGAUUGAGAACAUCUACCUUCCAGCAGCCCAGUCUCUGAACGCCGGCACCUUCAACACCACUGUGGACAUCAGGCUGAAGCAGUGGACUGACAAGCAGCUGCCCAACAAGGCCGUGGAGGUGGCCUGGGAGACCCUGCAGGAGGAGUUUUCUCGCUUCAUGACCGAGCAGAAGGGCAAGGAGCACGACGACAUCUUCGACAAGCUGAAGCAGGCCGUGAAGGAGGAGAGCAUCAAGCGGCACAAGUGGAACGAGCGGGCGGAGGACAGCCUGAGGGUGAUCCAGCACAACGCCCUGGAGGACAGGUCCAUCUCCGACAAGCAGCAGUGGGACGCCGCCAUUCAGUUCAUGGAGGAAACCCUGCAGAGUCGCCUGAAGGACACCGAAUCCGUCAUUGAAGACAUGGUGGGCCCAGACUGGAGGAAAAGGUGGCUGUAUUGGGUGAAGCGCACCAAAGACCAGACCAUCCGCAAUGAAACCAAAAACGAGCUGGAGAAGAUGAUGAAAUGUAACGAGGAGCACCCGGCUUACCUGGCCAACGACGAGGUCACCACCGUCCGGAAAAAUCUUGAGGCCCGAGGGGUGGCGGUGGACCCCUGCUUGAUCAAGGACACCUGGCACCAGGUCUACAGGCAGCACUUCCUGAAAACAGCCCUGGGCCACUGCAACCUCUGCCGGAGGGGCUUCUACUACUACCAGAGGCACUUUGUCGACUCGGAGCUGGAGUGCAACGACGUGGUUCUCUUCUGGCGCAUCCAGCGCAUGCUGGCCAUCACCGCCAACACCCUGAGGCAGCAGCUGGCCAACACCGAAGUGAGACGCCUGGAGAAGAACGUCAAGGAAGUGCUGGAAGACUUCGCAGAGGACUGUGGCAGGAAGAUGACGCUUCUGACAGGGAAGCGAGUGCAGCUGGCCGAGGACCUCAAAAAAGUUCGGGAAAUCCAGGAGAAGCUUGAAGUCUUCAUUGAAGCCCUUCAUCAAGAGGAGAAGUGACGGCUUCAACAG